Messenger RNA from Boleophthalmus pectinirostris (great blue-spotted mudskipper), 1305 nucleotides. It is a transcript of the gene metap1d, whose product is annotated as methionyl aminopeptidase type 1D (mitochondrial). Gene Ontology annotation, biological process: proteolysis. The transcript has 10 exons. NCBI's taxonomy places the organism in Eukaryota, Metazoa, Chordata, Actinopteri, Gobiiformes, Gobiidae. The record is from RefSeq and is a predicted model, not a curated record. Bases 100 to 1056 code for a protein of 318 amino acids. Gene Ontology annotation, molecular function: metalloaminopeptidase activity.
GUAGAAAGCGAAACUAUAGUAAUUUUACAGUAUGAAUGAUUAUCCACGACAAGAAUGUGCACCACGUGAUUUCAUAACCACGUGAGAAGUACUACUGUCAUGGCGGCACACUGCUCUGCAGGACUUACAAGAGGACUUGGAGGUUUUCUGAGGGGCGUGUGUGGGUUUAAAGUCUGUGGUCCACAAACAGCCCCUCUGUCUCAGCAAUCUCGUUGUUUUUUCUGGAAAAAAUGGAAAAGUCAGUCCCACAGUGUAGUGCGCCCAGAGACUGUCCGGCCUGCCUACCCAGUACCAAAACAUAUAGAGCGCCCUGAUUAUGUGGGCACUGGAGUAGUCCCAGAAUGGCCGGACUAUAUAGAGAUAAAGAACCAGGAGCAGAUCGAGGGCCUGGCCAGAGCCUGUCAGCUAGCCAGACAUGUGCUGCUGCUAGCUGGACAGGGACUGCAGGUUGGUAUGACAACAGAUGAAAUAGACUUCAUCGUGCAUCAGGAGACAAUCAAGUACGAUGCCUAUCCAUCUCCUCUCAAAUACGGAGGCUUUCCAAAAUCUGUUUGCACCUCUGUCAAUAAUGUGGUGUGUCAUGGCAUUCCUGACAGCCGUAAACUUAAAAAUGGGGACAUUAUUAACAUUGAUGUCACUGUAUAUCUAGACGGUUACCACGGUGACACUUCAGAGACUUUUCUGAUUGGUGAGGUGGAUGAGAUUGCACAAAAGUUAGUUGAAACUGCCAGACGUUGCAGAGAUGAGGCAAUUGCCGCCUGCCAUCCAGGGGCCCCCCUCUGUGUUAUAGGAAACACUAUUAGCAAAAUAGCACAUGCCAGUGGCUUCCAAGUGUGUCCGUAUUUUAUAGGACAUGGAAUUGGCUCUAGUUUUCAUUGUCAUCCUGAGAUCUGGCACCACGCAAAUGACAAUGACAUGACUAUGGACGAAGGGAUGGCUUUCACAAUAGAAAGAAGACAUGAUCUAGAUAUGACUGUCUAUCUGCAGAGCCCAUACUUAUGGAGGGGUCAUCAGAGUUCAGGAUUCUUAAAGACAAAUGGACAGCGGUUUCUGUAGAUGACAAAAGGUCCGCUCAGUUUGAACACACCGUGGUCAUUACGGCUAAUGGGGUGGAUAUUCUCACUAAACUGCCUGAAGAGGACAAUGCAUGACCGAUAUAUCAAUCUAAAGCUACUUCCAGUGAAAUGCUGGUUUGACUUUUUAAAUUUGGAGGUUUUGUAUUCUAAAUUGUAUAACUACAAAUUGACCAGUUAUCUUUCUACUCUUAUUUAUUUGUCAGUAAAUAAAAGUUUUAUUUUAAAUGCA